GACCAAUCAGCAAAGCGUAAUUCACACGAAUUUAUGUUCUCUGUUUUGGCGAUGAAAGUCACGAUCUAGUCUGAUUGACAUACAAUAUUUGUGACGGGUGUGUGUAUUAAUGAUGAGCCAUCAGUAUUAGGGGAAAAUGGAGAAAACUGCUGAUUCAGAGACUGUCAUCAACACUAAGACAAUACAAAGCAAGAUCCAGUUGGAGGAUGAAGAUGAGGACAAGACUCCUGAUGGUGAUGAGUCCCUUCAAUCCUCCUCCGUCUUGUUGACUCCUGAGGCAUCCCCCGUCAAAGACAAAGACACCGUCUCAGAGCCUGCUGCAUGUAGUGAUGACAAUGGUGUGGAGACGUCAAAUGCAGGCAGUCGGUCACCAUUGGGUGUCGACCACACAUAUGCCCAAAUAGAGCCCAAACUGUGUUUGUCAGACUCUGAAUCUACCUCACAUUGUAAGCAGCUCAGGGAAGGGACUGAGAGUCCUUUGUCAACAAGUAGUUCACAAAGUUCUGUGCCAAAGAAGAGGAAAGGGAAACGAGGGAAGGUGAAGCCUACGUCUGUAGAUGACAAGUCCUUCACACCACCAAGACCAAGGCCAGGAAGGAGGAAAAAAACUGAACCUCCAACACAGAACAAAACAAUUACAGACUACUUCCCCGUGAGAAGAAGUGGUCGCAGAUGUUUGUCCUCACUCAAGAAAGAACAAACUGAAGAAGUAGAGAAGAAAAUUCUUUCCCACUGUGAAGAGGGGUUGAAGGUUGUGAAUUUUGAGGGGAAAGGUCGUGGUGUGAUGGCAACAAGAUCUUUCUUCAAGGGAGAAUUUGUUGUGGAGUAUGCUGGUGACUUAAUAAAUAUCGGAGAGGCGAAGGAGAAAGAAAAAUAUUACUCUGGUAACCCCAAGGUUGGCUGUUACAUGUACUACUUCAUCCACAAGAACAAGCACUUCUGUGUCGAUGCCACAGCCGAAAGUGGAAAAUUAGGUCGACUCAUCAACCACAGUCGAAAUGGAAACUGCCAACCUAAAGUAAUUGAAAUCAAGAAAUUGCCAUACCUCACUCUCGUGGCGUCACGCGAGAUCUCAGAAGGGGAGGAGCUUCUCUAUGACUACGGGGACCGCAGCAAGUCCUCGGUCGAGUCUCACCCGUGGCUGAAGUUAUGAAGUUUCUGUUGUGUCUAGCUUAUAGUUCUUGUUCAUAUGAUCUCGGCAUUAUCUAGUUGCAGUUUUCAAAUAUAUGGUCUGAUUUAUGUACCACUCCCCAAAAUGAAUUACAGGAACUGAUAAGAAUAAGGUUUUAGUAAGAAAAUUCAAUAAUGUUCAUUUCCUUUUACGCCUUGUUCUGGGUUAUGGCUGCUUGUCCUAUAGCAAGAGAUUACAGACAGUAUUGAAGGACUGGUUGUUUUCUUUUAACAUCUGGGGGCACGGGUGGCCCGGUCGUCUAAGGUGCCGCGAUUCGCUGUGCAGAGUUGCAUCCCUUGGGCACGCCAGAAACCUAUGAUUGUGGGUUCGAAUCCCGGUUAGCCCCAAU
This is a messenger RNA of Haliotis rufescens (red abalone), 1520 nucleotides long. Its product is annotated as N-lysine methyltransferase KMT5A-like. Lineage: Eukaryota; Metazoa; Mollusca; Gastropoda; Lepetellida; Haliotidae. The transcript is spliced from 7 exons. The record is from RefSeq and is a predicted model, not a curated record. Gene Ontology annotation, molecular function: histone H4K20 methyltransferase activity; protein binding. The coding region runs from base 137 to 1153 and encodes 338 amino acids.